This is a messenger RNA of Colletotrichum orchidophilum, 1020 nucleotides long. RefSeq lists its product as uncharacterized. NCBI's taxonomy places the organism in Eukaryota, Fungi, Ascomycota, Sordariomycetes, Glomerellales, Glomerellaceae. The record is from RefSeq and is a predicted model, not a curated record. The transcript has a single exon. Bases 1 to 1020 code for a protein of 339 amino acids.
AUGCAACCCUACUCGAGACCAGGCCGGGGUGGAAACGUAACGCCUCCGUCUGUGCGAGAGGCAAGUCCCGUCCGACAACAAGCGCCUCUCCAAAGACGAGCGAACACGUCUUGCGAGUCUACAGGAGAAUGGAAACAACCCAAACCUUUGGAGGAGAGACCCGAAAAGUCGGCAAGUUCUGGCGACAAGGUUCAAGACUGUAUAGAAUAUAAACCUCUCCCACGUCCACCGGCGAAGAGCUCGAUAGCCACAACUGGAUGCACCAAGUCGGCCCCAAACGACACAGCCAAACAACAGCCACUCGGGGACUUCAGGCCCGUGGAAACCUCCAUUCUGGGAAAUGGUAUCGCUCAAGGAGACUCCUUUAUACACAAGGAGACCCACCAAACCGACAGCCAGAAAUCGCCUCCUAGUGGCAUCCGUGAGACUCAUGAGCAGCGGGCCCCAACACAGCACCAGUUUUCAAGCAUCGGAAACCAUCCUUUCCACUUCUCGCCUGUGGCUGGACAACGACUCGACAGAGAGCUUACAUCUGUAGCAAACACCCGCCCUAUCUGUUCUCAGCCGGAAGAGCAGAACCAAUGGAGCCAACUGAUUGUCGACCAUCCCUUCAAUGGUUUUCCCUCUGAUGCGGAUAUGGAAGCAGCAGAGACGUUGGUACAGAUGGCGUCAGGCAAACAUGACCACAUCCCGAACUUCGAGACCGGUACCCGGGAUUGUACGAAGACAAACCGCCCGACGAAGGGUCUCAGCGUGCCCGGAACCAAGGUACUGAUUCUCUCCGGUCCGACUGUCGCUGAUAAAAGUGACGGCCUGCAGGGCGAGGCAAAAUCCCAAUGCCCGCAAUCAGCCAGAAUCUUCGACCUUGAAAAGCGAGUCACUUCUUUGGAAAAUGUUGUCAGGGAACUCCAGGGAAGUACGGUACGAGGAACAGGCAACAACGGCAACUACUUUUUGCGACCACAAUCGCCACCUAACAGCGAACAGUCUUUUGAUACUGUCAGUGACGCCUCGAUAUGA